Molecule: messenger RNA, 4154 nt
Organism: Chelonoidis abingdonii (Abingdon island giant tortoise)
Lineage: Eukaryota; Metazoa; Chordata; Testudines; Testudinidae
Gene: ARK2N
Product: arkadia (RNF111) N-terminal like PKA signaling regulator 2N
Source: RefSeq, a predicted model, not a curated record
CUCCGGUGACAUUUUCUCUCAGUGGCGCGCAGGGCGGGGAGCGAGGCAGGCGGCGGUGGCGGUGGCGGCGGAGACUUGGCCUCGGCCCCCCAUGUCCGAGCUGCUCCCCCGCGAGGGGGAGGCGAAGAGGAGCAGCGGUGGCGGCGGCAGCUGCCGCACUGGUUGCUUUGCUGUUGAAAACCUAAUCUAGUUCUCCCAGUCCUCUAGACUCCAUGCUGUGAGACAAAGGAGGAGGUUGGAACUCCUGAAAUGAAGAUGGAGGCGGUGGGAAAAGUAGAAGAACUCAUUGACUCAGAAGUCUCAGCAAAACUCUCUGAAAAACAGGAGGCAGCUCCUGGUGAAGAUGGACCUGUAGAACUAGACACGUGUGCUCAGAAAGAUAGUGUACCCAUUGUAGCAGAUUCUGUGGUGCUCUCCUCAAUGCCGUGCUUACUGAUGGAACUGAGACGGGACUCCUCGGAGUCUCAGUUGGCCUCUACAGAGAGUGAUAAGCCAACAGCAGGCCAAAUUUAUGAGAGUGACUCUUCUAAUCACUGCAUGCUUUCCCCUUCUUCCAGUGGGCAUUUGGCUGACUCAGAUACGCUGUCUUCCGCAGAAGAGAAUGAGUCCUGUCAGGUUGAAGCUCCUGUAGAGGGAGACCCUUCUGGAGUUUCUGGGGCUGCAGUUGGGAGAAAAUCCAGACGAUCCAGGUCUGAAAGUGAAACAUCAACUAUGGCUGCCAAGAAAAAUCGACAGUCUAGUGAUAAGCAGAAUGGACGAGUCACCAAGGUAAAAGGUCAUCGGAGCCAAAAGCACAAAGAAAGAAUCCGGUUAUUAAGACAGAAGCGGGAGGCAGCUGCUCGCAAGAAAUACAACCUGCUGCAGGACAGCAGUACCAGUGAUAGUGACCUGACCUGUGACUCAAGCACGAGUUCAUCAGAAGAUGAUGAAGAGGUUUCAGGGAGCAGCAAGACAAUCACUGCAGAGAUACCAGAUGGACCUCCGGUUGUAGCUCAUUAUGAUAUAUCGGACACGAACUCUGACUCUGAAGUGGUAAAUGUGGACAAUCUAUUGGCGGCUGCAGUAGUUCAAGAGCACAAUAAUUCUGUAGGAAACCAGGACACAGGAGCUACCUGGAGGACCAGAGGUCUACUAGAGGAACAGAAUGCUGAUACAGGUCAUCUGGAUCCAGGUUUCCUAGCAAGUGAGAGAACCUCUUCUGGCAAUGCACAGAUCAAUGAAGAAAUUAAUAUUGCCUCUUCUGACAGUGAAGUAGAGAUUGUGGGAGUUCAAGAACAUGCAAGGUGUGCCCAUCCUAGGGGAGGUGUGAUUCAGAGUGUCUCUUCCUGGAAGCAUGGCUCAGGCUCGCAGUACAUUAGCACUCGGCAGACACAGUCAUGGACAGCAGUGGCCCCCCAGCAGAAUUGGUCUUCACCCCCAGAAGUAGUUGAUCUCACUUUGGACGAGGAUACCAGACGCAAAUAUCUACUGUAAUGCAAUGUCACUGUGUUUUUGCCCCCGAUCCCUUCCCCUCUUUAUGGCACGGAAGUUCAUUGUUUUAGCUUCAGCUUCAGCUUCAGCAGCCUGUGGACUUCAAACUCCUGGAGAACUUCCUUUUCCAUCAGAAUGCAGUGUCAUUUUAAUAUCGCUUCAAAUAUUUUACCUUCUCAAAGGAGGAUUUUUCCUAAUAUGAAAACUUGAUAGCACUGAAUUUAAAUGACACCUACCGUUAUGGAUUGUGUGUGUUAAUCUAAAGAAAUAAUUGUGCAGACAGAUACACGCUCCCAUCCUCUCCCACCACUGAUAUCAAAAUGAUUUUAAUUUACCAGUAAAUUGAUUGCUUGUAGAAGCUAGUGUUUUUGCUGUGUGAGCAUCAGAGACAGUGAUCUGAUCUUGAGAGGCGUUGAGCCCCCUCCAUUGAUUUCAGUGGAACUACAAGUGCUCGGCCCUUCUGAAAAUUGGACCAACAGUAUUUACCCAAUUUGAUUUGGUUUCUUCACCAGCAAGACUGUCGUUUUAUAGAAAGGCCCAUAACAUGUGCACUGGACUUUUUAAUUAAAGGUUUGUUUUCUAUGUAAUUUAUAGUUUACAUUCUGUUCAGUGCUGUGUCAUCUGUCUUUCUUGGCUACAGUGUUUUACUAGUCGUUUGCCACAGCAUGUUACAUUUCUUUUUCCAAAUAGCAAUGACUUGAUAGCAGCUGAUCAGCACAAAAGCAUAAGAAAAUAUUAAUAAAAAGACCCAGCAUCCCUGCCCAUUUUAAAGGGAUCUGAAUCCCUUGCAUUAUAGGAUCCUGCUUUUUUUUUUUAAACCAUGCCUCUCAAUCUUCCUUCUGAAAGGUUCCUUUUGUACUUCACCUCUUUCCUUCAAUCAUCUUCUCCAAAAACUAACUCUGUCAGGCCCCAUUCCAGCACAGCACUUAAGCAGAUGUGUCAUUUUAAGCACCAGAGUAGCCCCAUUGAAAUCAACGGGGCUACUCAAAUGCUUAAAUCUGUGAAUGCGCUUAAGUACUUUGCAGGAUCAGGACCUACGCUUAUCCUUUGGUUUUAAGUAGUUCUGCCCCAUUUGCCUAUUCUGAGGUCAUGUUUUCUAUCCUUGUGUUUGAACCUCUCUUAGGGUCUGAUCCUGCAAAGACUUACCUACCAAAGCUGGGUGUAUACCACAGUGAAAUCAAUUGGACUAGACUCUCUAGUAAGCAUUAGUCCCUAUAGUAAGUAGAAGUAGCCCGUAAUCACUCUCACUGGCUCCUGUUCAAGGUAAAAACCAAAGACUAAACUUCAAAAGAAGAGGAUGUUCACUUUAAAUUUCUAUUGUGCAAUUGAAAUGUGUCCUUUUGUAUUCAAAAUACUUGUAAUGGAAUUUUUCUACAGUUCCAACGCAGAAUUUUUACCAGAUAGGGUUACACAGCAAAUAGAAAGGAUACCAUGAGUCCUGAUCUGGUUGACUUGCUGUCAGUUUGCAAGAGUGCAGGGUGGCUUCCAAAAAUUUGCUGUAUGGACAAGAAUUUUGCCUUUGGUAGCACAGAUUUGUCAAAAAAAAAAAAAAAGAUUCUGGUAUUGUUAAUAGUAAACAGUUUGCUUUGCUUCAAAAAGUGGAAAGGUUGUGACUGCACUUUAAAGAGCAACAAGGUAAAUGAUUUAUGUUCUGUUUUAAAAUAUUCUAAAACAUUAAAUGGUGAUCAGCGUGUUGCAUGACCAUAACCUGUAAGAUGUAUUUGGUGCUUCUAGUAAUUGGUCUCUUUGUUUGGGGGUGGGAGGGAGUGUAGUGAAUGGAUCCAUACUCAUCGCCAUAGAGAACUGUCCUGUAAUGUUGGUACACUAUAUUAAUAGUGACUAUUGAUCUUUUUUCCUAAUUGGUUAAUUACAUAACUCAUCCAUCAUUUUAGCAGAUUAGCACCAUGUUGUACGUUAACUGAGAGAGAUGAUUUAGUGUGGCUGCUUUUUACUGUUUCAUGAAGUUGUCUUUAAAAGAUCAGUUUCUAAGAAAGCUGCAGGGACCCAUUUGUAGUCCUUCCAUUUAAAAAAUUGCAAACAGACUUUCUGUUUCUCAGUUUGUAUAUGAUGUGACUUCCAUGUAUAUAUAAAAAUGACUGCAUCCUAACCAAACUUCCUUCAAUUGUGCACUGUGUUUGUUUUAAACAAAUCAUGUAUUUUAGUCUGAUGCUGGUUUUCUUUUAUUUAAAACACUACAUAUUUCUUUUAUUCUUUUAACAAAUGUUAAAGGGUAGUGAUCUAAAAACCACAAUCACUGGAUAGCUAGGAAGUAUUUCUUCUUUCGUUUUGGGGGAUUUUUUUUUUAAGAGAGCAAAAGGUGCCUGGACAAUUUUGCUCUUCUCAACAGGAAAGUGAAAUGUUAGCCAUUGUAUGGCUAAGAACGAAUGCACUUGGGGCCUGAUCCCAAAGCCCAUUGAAGGCAAUCGGAGGCUUUCCAUUGACUUCACUGGGCACUGUCUUAAGCCCUUUAUGGUUCAGCAGUUCUAGAGUUUGAACUUUUAAUCUUCUGCAGUGGAGACAAAUCAUUGCUUAGAAUUUAAUGUUUAAAAUGUGCAACUCUAGUUAAAAAAAAAAAAAAAAAAAAAAAUCUUGACACUCAUUAUUUAGUUCUCAUUUUCCAUCUAGUAUUUAAUGGUCUUUGGAGGAAAAAAUAAUAAUAAGAGUGUUAUAUAGAUAUAUAUAUA